Molecule: messenger RNA, 4597 nt
Organism: Xenopus laevis (African clawed frog)
Lineage: Eukaryota; Metazoa; Chordata; Amphibia; Anura; Pipidae
Gene: nr2f2.S
Product: nuclear receptor subfamily 2 group F member 2 S homeolog
Exons: 3
Coding region: 681-1925 (414 amino acids)
Biological process (GO): intracellular receptor signaling pathway; regulation of DNA-templated transcription; DNA-templated transcription
Cellular component (GO): nucleus
Molecular function (GO): DNA-binding transcription factor activity; sequence-specific DNA binding; zinc ion binding
Source: RefSeq, a predicted model, not a curated record
UCACUAUAUAGAGAGCUCAGUGAGCUGAUCGGAGAGACACCACUCUGCCAGCCCUUUCCUACAAAUCGCAAUCACUUCCUACAGCCCCCCUGCUGCCCCCCUUCUCUCUUUAGCAUAUUUGAUGACUUUGAUUCCAGGCUGCAGCCUUUUAUUAGAGGUCUUAUUCUGCAUGAAGGAUGUCCAGCAGUCUGUGAACUGCUCCCUCUCUCCGCUGCCCUGUUAUUGUUGUUAUUAUUAUUAUUAUUUGCCGCUGCUGCUGCUGGAGAGUGGAGUGUGACAUGUGUGAGUGAGGCAGAGGAGGAGGAGGAGAUCAAGUGCUGCUGCUGCUGGAGAGACCCGGGAGCCUCUGGCUGUGACAGUUGCAGCAGCUCUGGGGAAGCGACUCGUGUGCGACUGGGAAGCCUUCAGCCUUCUCCCAUAUCCCUAUGGCUUUUCUCCAUGGCUGAGGGUGAUCUGCCCCGGACUUGGCCCCCAGCGCUCCAACAAGGGACAUCCCCGACUCUCUUGCACUUUCUCGGCCGACCCAGCACGACCCCAAGCCUGAAACGCGUCUGAAUUGAUUUCCCCCCUCGACCCCGGCUUCUUCUUCAUUUUGUUCUUAUUUCUCCCCCCGAAAUUCAUUGUGCGUCGCUUGAUCUCACAAGGCACAAGAAAGGAGGGACAAAGGGUUCCCAAUAGAUAUGGCAAUGGUAGUGGGUGCGUGGCGAGAUCCUCAGGACGAUCUGAAUGGGAGUCAGACGACACAAGCACCUCCAGGGCAAGGGCCAAACGGGGCCCCGCACACCCCGCAGACCCCGGGCCAAGGAGUUCCCUCUACGACCCCAGCCCAGUCCAACCCGUCCAGCCAAUCUAACCAGAGCCAAGGGGAGAAGCAGCAGCCGCAGCACAUCGAGUGCGUGGUGUGCGGGGACAAGUCCAGCGGGAAACAUUACGGACAGUUCACGUGCGAGGGCUGCAAGAGCUUCUUCAAGCGAAGUGUUCGGCGAAAUCUCUCUUACACGUGUCGUGCCAACAGGAACUGUCCUAUAGACCAGCAUCACCGCAAUCAGUGUCAGUACUGUCGCCUCAAAAAAUGCCUCAAAGUCGGCAUGAGACGGGAAGUCUCUUCUUUAUUUACCACAGCCGUACAGAGGGGCAGAAUGCCACCCACACAGCCUACACAUGGCCAAUUCGCCUUGACAAAUGGAGAUCCUCUCAACUGCCAUUCCUACCUAUCCGGAUAUAUCUCUUUACUCCUGAGGGCAGAACCCUACCCGACCUCUAGAUUUGGCAGCCAGUGCAUGCAACCCAACAACAUCAUGGGCAUCGAGAACAUUUGUGAGCUGGCAGCCAGGAUGCUGUUCAGUGCAGUGGAGUGGGCAAGGAAUAUCCCCUUCUUCCCAGACCUGCAGAUCACAGACCAGGUGGCAUUGCUCAGGCUGACCUGGAGUGAGUUGUUUGUCCUCAACGCUGCCCAAUGUUCCAUGCCCCUCCACGUGGCCCCUUUACUGGCCGCUGCUGGCCUUCAUGCUUCUCCCAUGUCUGCGGACAGAGUGGUGGCCUUUAUGGAUCACAUACGAAUCUUCCAAGAGCAGGUCGAGAAACUGAAGGCUUUGCACGUUGACUCUGCAGAAUACAGCUGCCUCAAGGCCAUAGUCCUCUUCACUUCAGAUGCCUGUGGUCUGUCUGAUGUGGCACAUGUGGAAAGUUUGCAAGAAAAGUCCCAAUGUGCUUUGGAAGAAUAUGUUAGAAGCCAGUACCCAAACCAACCAACAAGAUUUGGGAAAUUGUUACUUCGACUGCCCUCCCUCCGCACUGUCUCCUCCUCUGUCAUAGAGCAGUUGUUUUUCGUCCGGUUGGUAGGUAAAACCCCUAUAGAGACCCUAAUUAGAGAUAUGUUACUCUCUGGAAGCAGUUUCAAUUGGCCCUAUAUGUCCAUACAAUAAAACAUUAAGCAAUGAAAGGGAAAUAAAGAAGGGCAAAACAAAAAAAAGAUUAAGACAAGAGACUGGUGGUCUGGUUGCAUAAAACCCCCCUCUGCUAAGAAAGGAUAAAAAAAAGCUGUUACACGUUUACUUUAAAGAAGAGAGGGAAGAAUUUAUUGGACUGUGAAUUUAAAAAAAAAAAAAGACUAUCAAUGAACUCUUAUAAAAAUGCAUUUAAACACGUGUCGUUGAGAACAACUUGCUACUUAUCUUUUUUUUUUUGUAAAAAAAGAGACAAAAAAACUCAAAAAACAAAACAGGAAACUAGUCAUUUUUUGUAACCUUUUAAGUAUCGCUAAAAGUGCAUUUAAGGAAAAAGUGGACACAAUCAGCAGAAAUGGGAAAGCAAGAUUUGUUUUUUUUCCCACCCCAAAAUUUAUUAAUUGUCCUGUGUCUAUGAUGUACCUAUAACAUAUUUUCUUUUUGUACUUUUCUGGUUCCAAACCAGUGUAUUCUGUGGUUCUAUAAUAUUUUUGAUAUAUUCUUGGCUUGAAAAAAAAAGAAACGGUAUCCUUAAAGAAAAAUGAAACGUUCUCCAGGAAUUAAAACAAUGUCCACACAAAUAUCAUAGGAAAAAAAUGGAAUUUAAAUAAACAAGCAAAAUCAGGUUGGAUGCGCACUAAUGAGCCUAAAUUAAGUAUUGACUUGUAAUUAUUUCCCUGCCUGAACCACACAGCUUACUUCAUUACCCAAAACAGAUAUUUUUUAUUUUCUGUUGAAUUUUUCUAAAAAAAAAAUAAAAAAAAUAACUGCUUUGUGGGUUUGAAGUGGAAGGAGCUGUCGUGUUACACACACUGCAAUGUAGUCCAAAUGCAUUUUUGUCCACGCAGUAUUCUCAAUCUGAAGUUCUUCUACCUGUUUGUAUAUUUGCAAUCCCUUUGUAUUAUAAUUGUUGAUAUUUGCCCAUUUUCUUUUUUUAAAGAGACGGAAAAAAAAAAAUUGACAAUUCAGAUCAGCAUGACAAAUAACACUGUUGGCACUUAUAGAUAAUGUGAUUGGUUCGGUAUUUAGAGUUUACAGCUUUGUGUUAAAACUGAAGGGUUAUUUUUUUAUUUUAAGUGCAACUUUUUGUUUCUGUAUACUGUAAAAGUUAUAACUGAACUGUUUGGUCAAGUCUUUGUGUGUUAUAUUCCAAGGAAAUUGAAAGUAUUCAGAAAUUAAAAUAUUAUUUGAUAUUUGAAAACUGGCUGUCACAAGUGUCUUUCAACCCCCCCCCCCCCAAAUAAAACAACAAAAUAACCAUUCCAAUGAUGAGAUUUAUGACCUUAGUACUGAUAGACAUAUUUACCCAAUGCAGUCCUUGGCAUACUUGGAUCUGGUAUUAUCAGUCUGCCUGGUGCUGUAAGGGUUAAUCAUAGAACCCACCUCUGUCACAAGGUGUAGCAGUGUAUUUGCAUGCUUAAUUGGGUUGGAAAAUGUAAAAAUCAAUGAUUUAUCUUCAGUUUCACCAGUGCUGUACAAUAUUGCCAACAACUUGUAUCCUUAUCCCAUAUUUAAUUGAAGAUAGGGGUUUUUCUAAGGGAAAAAAAUUCCUGAUUAGCUAUGAAAAAUAGAUUGUUACUUUAGCAUCUAUUUUACAAUUGUAAAACAGAAUAUAUAUCUGGUGUGCCUAUACAAGCCAGGGGCAUACACACAUAUAUUCAGCCCAGCUGCUUUUACUGUGGUUUCAGGAAUAAAUUGUGAUUCCAAAUAUCAUUUAUCAUUGCUAUUGAGUGAAGUGUAAACAUCAAUUGGCUUAGCCUUAAGGUUAUAUAAAAUACACACAGCAACCUGAAUUUAAUUCGAAUUUAACUGGUGGUAGUGCAAGCAAGCUACAAUUAAAAUAGAGUGGUGGUAUGUGUGUGUGUGUAUAUAUAUAUAUAUAUAUAUAUAUAUAUAUAUAUAUAUAUAUAUAUAUAUAUAUAUAUAUAUAUAUAUAUAUAUAUAUAUAUAUAUAUAUAUAUAUAUAUAUAUAUAUAUAUAAUUCAUUAAACAUCUGCAUAAAUUCAUAACAGGCAAUUAAAACAUGCACUGGGCCAUAUAAUUAUAAAAUAUAUAGAAGUAUAUCUUAAACACAAAACUACAACAGCAGAGAACUGGUUUGGAUAAUAUAUAUUUUUUUUAUCCUCGUAAAUUAAAAUUUAGGCAGAUUUCUGUGCUAUGAACGCCUGUAAUUGAUUUAAGACUUAUUCAGCCACAGUUCAAUGUGGUUUUAUUUUUAACCAAAACGAUCUACGUUUUAGUCAGAGAAAAAAAAAGAAAAGUUCACUUUUAAUUUAUUUAAAAUACAGGUCUGGACCAGGAAAAAUGAUGUGACCUAAUGAAAAUGGAUAUGAUAAUGUAUGUUUGUAUGUGUAUAUGUGUGUGUGUUUGUAGACAUACAUGUAUACAUACAGAGCACAUAUAUAUAUAUCUGGAGAAGGAUGUGUUGAGCAAGAUGACAAUUGCAGAGUAGUGCUGACCUCUAGGUUUAAAAAAUUUCCAUUGCAAGUCAUUUGUGAGUGUAUGAAGUUUUGUAUAAAAUAGAUACAAGAAAAAAAUGGAGAAAAAAACCCCCACAGGAUCUCUUGUUUGUUUUGUGUUAGCUUGUUGUAAACAUGUGUUGUAAAUUGUCAUUGGUAUUAAAUUAUAAUUUAUGAUUUUGAAAAUCAAAA